AUGCCAUCUAUGUUUCACAUUUUCUCUCUCUCUCUCUCUCUCUCUCUCUCUCUCUCUCUCUCUCUAUCUAUCUAUCUAUCUAUCUAUCUAUCUAUUUAUCUAUCGAUCGAUCUAUAUAUCUAUGUUUAUAUCUUAUGUUCCUAUCUAUCUAUCUAUCUAUCUAUCUAUCUGCUUUUCCUAGUACGUUCAUAUCUAUCUUUCUAUCUCAAUCUUAUGUUCCUAUAUCUCUUUAUCUCCAUCUAUGUAUAUAUCUGCUUUCUUAUUACGUUCAUAUCUAUCUAUCUAUCUAUCUAUCUAUCUAUCUCAAUCUGUAUUUAUAUAUCUGCUUUGCUUAGUACUUUCAUAUCUAUCUAUCUAUCUAUCUAUCUAUCUCAGACUGUAUUUAUAUAUCCGCUUUUCUUAGUACGUUCAUAUCUGCCUGUCCAUCUAUCUAUCUAUCUAUCUAUCUAUCUAUCUAUCUCAGACUGUAUUUAUAUAUCCGCUUUUCUUAGUACGUCUCUAUCUAUCUAUCUAUCAUCUAUCUAUCUAUCUAUCUAUUUAUCUAUCUAUCUAUCUAUCUAUCUCAGACUGUCUAUUUUAUAUCUAUCUCUAUCUCAGACUGUAUUUAUCUUUUUCUUAGUACGUUCAUAUCUGCCUGUCCAUCUAUCUAUCUAUCUAUCUAUCUAUCUAUCUCAGUCUGUUCAUAUCUUUCUAUCAGUCUAUCUGUCUCAGUCUGUUCAUAUCUAUCUAUAUAUCUAUCUAAUUUUCUUUUUCUUUUCUUCAUUCCCAUAUUCUCUCAUAGAACUCUUCUUCUUCCUUCGCAAUGAUAAUAAAAGAAAACGUCACCCUUUUUACGACACUCUCUUCAAUGUCUUUCUUUUUCACUAUUUGUCUGAUCUACUUUAUUUCUUGUUCCCUCUUUCUUUAUUUCUUUCCUUUUUUUUUCUCUUCUCUUCCUUUCUCUCUCCCUCUCUGCUCCUCCUCCCCCUCUCUCUCUCACUCUCUUUCUCUGUCGCUGUUUCUUACCCUCUUUUUCAUGGAUUAUUCAUUUUCUUUCCUUCCUUUCUUCGUCUUUCUCUUUACGUAUCGAUCAUUAGAGCCUUAUAUAUCACGUUCUUUUUUAGUGGCCUUUUCAGUCUAUAUUUCUUUCCGUUCUUCUCAAUAUUUCGUUUCGUUGCUUCUUAUUCCCAUUUUUUCUUUUCCCCUUAUUUAAACUUAGCUUCUUCCCUAUUUCCCUCUCCUACAAUCUCUUCUUUCUAUAUCUCUUUACUCCGAGCUUCUUUCCUAUCUACCAUUACUUCCACCUCUUUUUCUUUCUCUCUCUCUCUUUCUUUCUUUCUUUCUUUCUUUUCUUUCUUUCUUUACUCUCAUAUUGCUUUCUCCACCUCUGUUCUUCUUUCUUUCUGUCUUUCUUUUUUUCUUUCUUUCUUUCUUUCUUUCUUUCUUUCUUUCUUUCUUUCUUUCUUUCUUUUUUAUCUUUCUUUCUUUACUCUCAUAUUGCUUUCUCCACCUCUGUUCUUCUUUCUUUCUUUCUUUCUUUCUUUCUUUCUUUCUUUCUUUCUUUCUUUCUUUCUACGUAUUUACUCCCAACUUCUCUCCUAUCUUCCUCUCUUUCACCCUCCCUUCUCAUAUAAAACCAGAUACUUUCCUAUCUUUCUCUCCUCCCAUCUUCUCUUUCAUUAUUUCUAA
Messenger RNA from Acanthosepion pharaonis, 1668 nucleotides. NCBI's taxonomy places the organism in Eukaryota, Metazoa, Mollusca, Cephalopoda, Sepiida, Sepiidae. The record is from the annotation of a GenBank genome assembly.